Molecule: messenger RNA, 2226 nt
Organism: Cajanus cajan (pigeon pea)
Lineage: Eukaryota; Viridiplantae; Streptophyta; Magnoliopsida; Fabales; Fabaceae
Product: LUC7 N terminus domain-containing protein
Biological process (GO): mRNA splice site recognition
Cellular component (GO): U1 snRNP
Molecular function (GO): mRNA binding
Source: RefSeq, a predicted model, not a curated record
ACUAGUGUUCACACGGUACCACAAACCCUACCCUCUAUAAACCAAUUUCCCAAUCCUUUCUUCUCAACUCUUUCAUUCCAAUUUCGAGAGGAAUUCAUUUGAAUUAGGGUUUCCCAGCAUGGACGCUCAGAGAGCUCUUCUCGACGAACUCAUGGGUGCAGCGCGCAACUUGACGGAGGAAGAGAGAAAGGGGUACAAGGAAGUGUCGUGGGACGAUAAGGAAGUGUGUGGAUUCUACAUGGUGCGCUUUUGCCCUCACGAUCUCUUCGUCAACACGCGCAGUGAUCUCGGACCUUGCCCGAGAAUUCAUGACCCAAAGUUGAAAGAAAGUUUUGAGAAAUCACCAAGACAUGAUGCAUAUGUACCCAAAUUUGAAGCUGAACUUGCUCAAUUUUGUGAGAAAUUGGUGAUGGACUUGGAUAGAAGGGUAAGACGUGGGCGGGAACGUCUUGCUCAAGAGGUAGAGCCAGCACCACCACCACCACUGACAGCUGAAAAAUCUGAGCAGUUAUCUGUUCUGGAGGAGAAAAUCAAGAAUCUGCUGGAACAAGUUGAAUCUCUUGGUGAAGCUGGGAAGGUUGAUGAAGCUGAAGCUCUUAUGAGAAAGGUAGAGACACUUAAUGCUGAGAAGACAGCCUUAACACAACCUCAAAAUGACAAGGUGUUGAUCCUUGGUCAGGAGAAGAAGAUGGCACUCUGUGAAAUAUGUGGUUCUUUUCUUGUUGCAAAUGAUGCUGCAGAAAGGACUCAGUCUCAUGUUACAGGAAAGCAACAUGUUGGUUAUGGCAUGGUUCGUGACUUCAUAAAUGAGUUUAAGACUGCUAAAGAGAAAGCUAACGAAGAGGAAAGAACAGCUCGGGAAAGAGAGGCAGAGGAACGGAGGAAACAGAGGGAGAAGGACCAUGAGAGAAGGAGACGAAGUGAUUCAAGUGAUAGGGAGAGGCAUCGUGAUAAAGAUCACAAUAGGGAACGGGAUAGGUAUAGAGAUAGAGACUCAGACCGUGAAAGGUCUCGGGAGCAUGAUGUUAGAGGUUAUCGAGAUGGGGGAAGGGGGGUGGAUUAUAGGAUGAGGAAUGGAAGAAACGGAGGUAGAGACAGGUACCGUGAUCGGAGCAGGUCACGCUCCCCUGUUAAGCAUGGCUACAGAAGGUCUUCUUGAAGUCCAGUUUGCUCAAAUUAGUGGAAUUUCGUGAUAGAUGUCAGAAUUUGAAUUUAAAAGAGGUAGUCUUUAAUAUCCCAAGACUUGCAUAAAUAUGAGCUUUUGGAGUCUUGAGUUUUUUUUUUUCCAUCAAGGGUGAAUUUACUCUUUUCCCAUCUCAGAGCUUUGUUGAGACUAUACAAUCUCCCUUUCAUCAAUAUUAUUAAUGGAGAAAAGGGUUGAGGUAGGUAUUUCACUGUUGUAACUUUUCUUACAAUUUGUUUUGCACCUUGAUUUAAGUUAUUUAUGAUGAUUCAUCUCUGAAGCAUUGUGUGUAGUCUUUCUUUUCCCUCAUUUCUGGAAAUCAAUUGAUUGAUUUAAGAUGUCAGACACAAAAUUACAUGAAUGAUUGUCAUUGCUGCCGAGGGGGAUGGUUUACUCUUGUAUUGAGGUAACAUGUGAAUCUUAUACCUUGAGACAAAUAGAUUGAUAUUUGUUCAGCAUAGAAAUUUUUGUUUUCUUUUCCCUUUUCUUUUUUGUUUCAUUACAUUUGUUUCUUAAGGUGGUAUAAACCAACACAGGUUUAAAAAAAAUGCUGCUUAUUCUGACAUGAAUUUGACAUUGAACUACAUUCCGAAGGCACCAGUUUAGAAGAUAUAGGUAAACUUGCUGAAUCUGUUGUUAGUUAUCUCCCAAAUCCAUGGCAUCAUAUUUAUAAUAUAUAUGGUGUGUGAUAUCAUCCGAUAUGAUCAUAUAUUGAAUGGAGAACUAAUUUUUAUUCCCUACUUUCCUGAUGCCAUUCUUAAUAUGGGUUUCCGAUGGGGAAAAAGUGCUCAAUUGGGAACUGGUUUGGAAUGGUAAUUACAGGAUGAUGACGUAUCAUCCUCUAUAAAAAUAUUUGAUUUACAUAAGUGUUGUUUGAAUUGAAAAUUCAAAGGGCUGGCAAAUACAAGGAUUUGGUUGUCUUUGCCGAGUGAUUCGAUUGCAGAAUUAUUGACAUUUGUAUGAAAUACAUUCGUUGAACUGGGAUGCAGAAUGUCUCCUUUCAUGAACAAACUUUCUACCUUUAUUGUCUGGGUGACUGGAGG